This is a messenger RNA of Syzygium oleosum, 1389 nucleotides long. Its product is annotated as 2-oxoglutarate-dependent dioxygenase 19-like. The transcript has 4 exons. The coding region runs from base 35 to 1186 and encodes 383 amino acids. NCBI's taxonomy places the organism in Eukaryota, Viridiplantae, Streptophyta, Magnoliopsida, Myrtales, Myrtaceae. The record is from RefSeq and is a predicted model, not a curated record.
GUGAGUGAGUGAGUGAGAGUGAGUUUCAUCUCAAAUGGCUACUAUUUGUCCAGUUGCUCUGCUCCAUCAAGAAGCUAAUACUUCUCUGCUCAAAAUACGAAGUGCUAAGACUCUAGCUGAAUCUUCCAAGCUCACUUCCAUCCCCUCCCACUGCACCUUCACCAACUCCACUUCCGGUGAUCAAGCCGUUCAUCCUGACCACGAUGACUCCAUCCCCAUCAUCGACUUCUCUCUCCUCUCCUCAGGUGAUCCCGAUCAACGGUCUAAAGUCGUCUCGCAUCUUGCAAAGGCUUGUCAAGACUGGGGCUUCUUCAUGGUGAUCAACCAUGGAGUCCCCGAGAGCCAAAUGAAAGCGAUGGUCAACAUGCUGACAGGAUUCUUCGAUCUGACCGAGGAAGAGAAGAUGGAGUUCAAAGGGAAGCACGUGUUGGACCCCAUAAGAUGCGGGACGAGCUUCAAUGCUUCGGUCCACAAGGUGUUUUCCAGGAGAGAUUUUCUGAGGGUGAGUGUGCAUCCGAAGUUUCAUUGCCCCACCAAACCAGAAGGCUUCAGUGAAGUUUUAACAGAAUACUCUGGGGCGGUCCGGAAAUUAGCUAGAGGACUGCUCAAGGGUAUUUCGGAAAGCCUAGGACUCGAACCGGGCUAUAUUGACAAGGCAAUGAACAUGGAUUCAAGCCUACAGAUAUUAGCGGCGAAUCUGUAUCCGCCGUGCCUGCAGCCAGAACUCACUAUGGGCGCGCCACCACAUGCAGACCACGGCCUGUUGACCAUCGUCCUGCAGAAUGGAAUUGGCGGCCUCCAAGUGCACCAUGACGGGAAGUGGGUCGAAAUAGAUCCCAUUCCGAACGCCUUUUUGGUCUACACCGGUGAUCACCUAAAGAUUCUGAGCAAUGGGAAAUACAAGAGUGUUCUACAUCGAGCUGUCGUGAACGACAAGGCUACAAGGAUAUCGAUCGCUCUGUCUAAUGGACCAUCGCCUGACACUGUCAUCACGCCAGUGGAGCAGCUGGUGGAUGGCAAGAACAACCGAGCCAUGCACAUCGGGAUGAAAUACAAGGACUUCCUGGAACUUCAACAGAGCAUCGUACUCAAUGGGAAAUCGGGUCUGGAUGGGGUUAUAAUACAGCCUGAAUUGUCGGAACUUCAACAUAGCAGUGUACUCUAUGGGAAAAAUCGAGCUUUCUAAAUGGCAUCCCCCAAAAUUUGGAAGGACAAAAGGUGCAGUCUUUUGUAUGUCCCUGUAACGUCUUGCAAUUCUAGAGUAAGAGACGAUUCUCAAUACGAACGCCAUGAUCUUCUCAUAUUCAUAUAUGAUCAAUAUAAAAAAAAUUGUAAUUACAGAUAUAUCAGCGAGGCUGUACGUCUGAAAUAGUCAUUUCGUUGGCCGAA